Molecule: messenger RNA, 3126 nt
Organism: Aureococcus anophagefferens
Lineage: Eukaryota; Pelagophyceae; Pelagomonadales; Pelagomonadaceae
Exons: 9
Coding region: 1-3126 (1041 amino acids)
Biological process (GO): mismatch repair
Molecular function (GO): ATP binding; mismatched DNA binding
Source: RefSeq, a predicted model, not a curated record
AUGCAAGAGGCUAAAGAAUCACAUCCCGAAUUGGUGAUUACUUUUAUUGGGUGGGGGUUACUUGACUAUUCUCUUGUAACUAUCAAAAGAAAUAGAGAGUGGUUUGCUACAAAAACGGAAGAAAUAUCAAAAUUCUGGGAUAACGUGGUAGAGCACAGGGAAUUAUUCAAGACAAAUCCAAAUUUAUUUGGAAAUGAGAAAGAUGAAAAUGUAAAGGAAAAGAAAAAACAAGCAGUAAAUACUCAAGAGACUGAACUGGUAACUCAAUCAGCAUCAGAUGAAGAACAGGAAAAUCAGGAUAAAAAUAAAAAGCGAAAACAAAUACCAAAUCUUGGUCGUGAUAUCCUGGUUCAUAAAAAAAUAUAUACACCAAAACUUGCCAAAAAGGAAUUUAUGGACCACAAGGUAUUCCAAAAGGAAUCUUUGGAAGAAUACUUCUGCAAAUUUAAGACUAUAUACGAAAACAUUAUUGACAUUCUUGACCUAAAUGAGACACAAACUGGAGAUAUCGGGAAUAUGCUACUAAUGCUUGAUUUUCUUAGAGAACACGAACCACUUUUCGUAAAACAGCUUCCGAGACCUACAUACAUUCCAUAUAAUUCUUCAAAGACAAAUCUUUUAACAUUUAACAAUGCUCUCACUAAACUACAGGUAUUUUCCAAGGAAGGAGAUGACCUUAUGAAAUUUAUUGACAAAACAUUGACUUGUGCGGGGAAGAAAAAAUUUCGUGAACUUUUCAAUUCUCCUUCUUGUGUUCCAGAAGUUCUUGAAAAUAGAUACGACUCUGUUCAGCAUUUUAUUGAUAAUAGAAAUCUAUUAGAUGAAGUUAAAAAACAUUUGAAAAUACGCGAUUUGAACCGUAUCUAUAGACGCUAUGCUGUCGGUAAAAUUGAUGUUUAUGUGGAUAUGCCUCGUAUUAACGAAAUGAAUGAAAGGAUUAAUAUUCUCAUGGAUAUAUUCAAAAAUACAGAAACUGUCCCAUCCUGGAUGCCUGAAAAUAGUGUGAUUAAUGAUUUUCAAGAUUACUCUGAAAAUUUAAAAACAGUUUUCAAUUUUGAAAAUAUAAAGGAACGAGGGAAUGUAUUCAAUGAAGGAAUUUCAGUUGAGCUUGAUGAGUUGUGGGAAGAAUUAAAAAAGAAUGAUGAUGAACUUGAAAGGGUGCGCAAGUAUCUCUCUGGUCUAAUUGAUGCGGAGGUAAAGAAAAGUAGGUACCAACAGGAUUCUCGGAAAAAAACAUUUACAAAUGAAGAUACAUCAGUACUCGUCCAAGGAGGUUCUCUCCGCACUUGGUCAUACCGUUCACCUUGUAUUUGUUGCAGUCAAUGUUGCAUUAUUGCCGUCCCCAUCGCCGUCGCCCGCCCCGUCGUCCGUCGCCGUUCGUCGUCGCGGGUCGAGCGCAGAUGCGACGUCGACGAAGACGACGGAGCCCGCGCGGCCGCUCGCGAGCGCGCCGCACGCGACGUACGCGACGUCGCCGCGGAGCGCGACGCCCGUCGGCUCCACGAGCCCGGAGAGGACCAUGGCGUUCGGCGCGGGGAUGUCCAUCAUCUUCAGGCUCCUCAGCUCGCCGCGGCCCUUGUCCGUGUACAGGAGCACGCCGGACUUCGCGUCCCACGCGGCCCCGUAGGGCAUGUUGUAGAGGCUCUUCGGGUUCUUGAGGGGCGAGCGGUAGGGCUCCGGGCCGAGGGUCGAGCACACGCGGAGUUGCCAGCUCGGCAACCCGUCGUGCUCCUCACACGUGUGGCCCCAGCCGAGCUCGCGCUCCGCGACGGCGCACUUGUCGCAGUAGAUGUCGCACAUGGCCUCGGCGUCGGCCAUGGAGCCGCCGGUCUGGUGGGCCUCGAGCACGCAACCGAAGCAGGCGACGAUGGGCAAGUAUCGCGCGACGCCCGCGAUGAUGGUCGCCGCGCCGCCGCCGGGCGACUUCAUCGACGCGCCCAGAUGGCCCACGACGGCGCCGUCGGCCGUGGCGAUCAUGUACUCGUCCAUCUCGACGGCCAGCGGGUCGUCGGCGAGGUACUUGCGCAGCCCGUCGUCGUCGAGCGCGUCGAGCUGGCGCCCGCGCUCGAUGCCGUAGGGCCCGGAGGCGGCCCCGAAGUUCAUGCCGCUCUCCUCGUCGAACAUGUGCCCCUGCUUGAUCAGCAUCCCGUCCGCGGACGUCGCCGCGAGGCAGAUGCGCUUGCGGACCGUGUGCAUGUAUGUAGUCUUCGCGCGCCGCGCGGCGUGCAUGAAGUUGAGCAGGUCGUAGAGGAUCACGGUGUCCAUGGUGUCGUCCGUCGCCGGGAACCAGCGGCGCACGGUGUCCGGGUGAUAGGCGCCAGAGUUCAACCGCGCGACGUAGUCGCGGUUCGACAGCGGCUCGUCCUCGCCCGUGGCGCCCGCGCCGUGGAGCAGGUAGGAGGCGGACCUGCCGCACCGCGACUGGAGCGUCGCCUGGAAGGACUUGAGCGCCUCGAAGUCGUACUCGCGCUCGACCCGAAGCUUGCCCAGGCCAAUCAAACAGAAUCUGUGGAAGGACUGCACUGCGACGUGCGACUCGUCGAAGAUGCCGAGUCUUUUCAAUUCAAAUAUAAAAACCCUGUUCACACCAAUAAUCAUAUUCUUUUUAUGGUUGGUUCUGUGUUCAAAGUCCCGUUUCAUUAUAUCAUCCCAACUUUCAUCAUCUUCAUCAUCCUCAUCUUCACUAUCAUACUUCGGCGGAUGUAUUUUGUCAUCAAUUAUUUUUCUGUAGACUCGUUAAAGUUUUCCCAAUCAUACUCCAAUUCGCAUUCGUGUUUAUCGGCUUUAAACCAAGCAUAUUCGUUGAUGGAUUUAACAGUUUCGACAAAACUUACGUUAUGUGCCAUUCGGAAAAUCUCGGUGAGAACAUCAUCAGGCAACACGUCGAGACGGGUCGGCGACAUCAAAAUACCAAAUUGUCUUAAAUUCCCCAAACAAACCCAUUGUUAUCCCCUCAAGCAACUACAAGACUAUACCUUUAACGGGCUUGUUGGACUUUGCGAGAAAUCUCGUCCAAUUGUCCAGCCAUCUGGCCCACAGACUGCUGAAGCUGCAGCAGGAUGUCAUACGCUGACCCGAGUUCAGGGGGCUCCUUUUUGCGUUCCUCCUCGAUUAUCUCGUCAUUGA